CCCGCUCAAGUAUGAAACUCGUACUCUCUACUGUGCUGUCCUUCGGGAUAGUGGCUCUGUGUUUUGCUGCUCCCCCUAAGGCAAACAUCAGAUGGUGCACAAUAUCCUCAGCAGAACAGAACAAAUGCCACAAUCUAAGGGACCUCAUGCAACAAGACGUUGCAUUGAAUUGCCUGCAGAAAGCAACGUACCUUGACUGCAUAAAAGCCAUUUCGAAUAAUGAAGCAGAUGCCAUUAGCUUGGACGGUGGUCAAGUUUUUGAGGCAGGCCUUGCCCCCUACAAGCUGAAGCCCAUUGCUGCUGAGGUCUACAAACAAAUUGGAGGCUCCACAACCAACUACUAUGCCGUGGCUGUCGUGAAGAAAGGAACAGACUUCACAAUAAAUAACUUGCAGGGCAAGACCUCCUGCCACACAGGCCUGGGCAGGUCCGCUGGCUGGAACAUCCCGAUUGGGACGCUCCUCCACCGGGGAGACAUCAAGUGGGAUGGCAAAGACUCAGCCUCCAUCGAGCAAGCGGUGGCCAAUUUUUUCUUGGCCAGCUGCGUGCCUGGUGCCACCACUGAACCAAAACUGUGCCGUCAGUGCAAGGGGGACUCCAAAACCAAAUGCUCCCGCACAGCACCUUACUCUGGAUACUCUGGAGCUUUCCACUGUCUGAAAGAUGGAAAAGGAGAUGUGGCUUUUGUGAAACACACAACUGUUGAAGAAAAUGCCCCAGAGGAGAAGGAUAAGUACGAGCUUCUGUGUCUGGAUGGCAGACGUCAGCCCGUGGACAACUACAAAACCUGUCACUGGGCCAGGGUACCUGCUCACGCCGUUGUGGCUCGAGAUGAUAGCAAGAUUGAUGACAUCUGGAGCUUUCUCUUAAAAGCACAGGAAAAAUUUGGCGUGGGCACAAGCAGCACCUUCCACCUCUUUGGGCCACCUGACAAGAAGGACCCUGGCCUCAAAGACUUGCUUUUCAAAGACUCUGCUAUACAGCUGAAGCGUGUCCCACCACUGAUGGAUUCCCAGCUCUACCUGGGCUUUGAGUAUUACAGUGCCAUCCAGAGCCUUCAGAAAGAUCAGAUGUCCAACCGCAGAGAAAACAAGACACGGUGGUGUGCAGUAGGCAAGAAUGAGAAGAGCAAGUGUGACCUCUGGAGUGUGGUGAGCAACGGGGAGGUGGAGUGCACCGUGGCAGACAACGCCGACAACUGCAUUAUUAAGAUCAUGAAAGGUGAAGCAGAUGCUAUCAGCUUAGACGGAGGUUUUGUCUACACUGCUGGCGUGUGUGGCUUGGUGCCAGUGAUGGGAGAAAGCUAUGAGGUCCUUAAUUCUCCUCUAUUUUAUCUUCUCAAAGCAUCCUACUUUGCUGUGGCUGUUGUGAAGAAAUCUAACAGAGAUAUCACAUGGAACAAUCUGCAGGGCAAGAAGUCGUGCCACACCGCUGUCGGGAGAACUGCUGGCUGGAACAUCCCCAUGGGCUUGAUUCACAACAGGACAGGGAACUGCAAUUUCAAUGAAUACUUCAGCGCGGGCUGUGCUCCCGGGUCUCCUCCUAACUCCCGCCUCUGCCAACUCUGCAAGGGCUCAGGGGGGGUCCCGCCGGAGAAGUGCGUCGCCAGCAGCCAUGAGAAAUACUACGGAUAUACCGGAGCUUUACGGUGUCUGGUCGAGGAGGGGGAUGUGGCCUUUAUUAAGCAUUCAAUCGUUGAGGAAAACACUGAUGGGAAAAAUAAAGAAGACUGGGCCAAAAGUCUGAAAAUGGACGAAUUUGAGCUGCUGUGCACUGAUGGGCAACGGGCAAAUGUCAUGGCUUACAGGGACUGCAACCUGGCCAAAGUUCCUACCCACGCUGUGAUCACGCGUCCCGAGAGAGCAAAUAAAGUCCGUGAGCUGCUGGAGAGACAAGAGAAACUGUUUGGAACAAAAGGAAUCGAGAGAGAGAGGUUCAAGUUGUUUGAGUCUGUGACCAAGGACCUUCUGUUUAAAGACUUGACCAAGUGUCUGGUCAAACUCCGCAGUGGAAUAACGUACAAGGAAUUCCUCGGAGGUCAAUACUAUGCUUCAGUUGCCAGCCUCAAUAGCUGCAAUCCAUCAGGCCGCGGGCACCGGAAGCGGGGGUACGGCGACGUGUGCGCGCGGGCAGGCAUGGCGGGCAGGCUGGAGCCGCACCUGGAGGCGCUGCGGCGGGAGCUGCGGGCGCCCGACCCCGCCGUGCUCUCCGUCCUCCUGGCGUUGCUCGCCGUCGCCGUCACGCUCCUGAUCUGGAGGUUCGUGCAGGGCAGGAGGAGCAGCCGGAAGGCGGUGCUGCUGCUGGGCCUCUGCGACGCGGGGAAGACGCUGCUUUUCGCCCGGCUGUUGACAGGCAAAUACCGCGAUACCCAGACUUCGAUAACCGACAGCUCCGCAGUUUACAGAGCCAGCAGCGACAAGAGCGCUAACGUGACCUUAAUCGACCUCCCAGGCCAUGAGAGUUUGCGACUUCAGUUCUUGGAGAGGUUCAAGGCCGCAGCCAGAGCCAUCGUGUUUGUGGUGGACAGUGUGGCCUUCCAGCGGGAGGUGAAGGAUGUGGCGGAGUUCCUGUACCAGAUCCUGGUCGAUAGCACUGUGCUCAAAAAUGCACCCGCGCUGCUGAUCGCUUGCAAUAAGCAAGAUGUCACAAUGGCAAAAUCAGCAAAACUUAUUCAACAGCAGCUGGAGAAAGAGCUCAAUACCUUACGAGUGACCCGCUCUGCAGCCCCCACCAGUCUGGAUGGCUCAGCCACUGGGGGCCCUGCCCAGCUGGGGAGGAAGGGCAAGGACUUCGACUUCUCUCAGCUACCCAUGAAGGUGGAAUUCGUGGAGUGCAGCGCUCGGGGCAGCAAGGGAGAGGAGGGAGAUGCUGACUUCGAGGGCCUCGAGAAAUGGCUGGCUAAGAUCGCCUGAACGGAGAAGGGCAGGGCUGGAGGGAGAGGCUGGGGGGCAGGACGCUUGGGGACUGAAAGGAAAAAGAUGGUCUGAAGCACUCAAAUCUCAUCUUGCUGUAGAAAGAAGAAACUUAAGUUGGAAAUCAACACUGUGGUAUCUUCCUCUGCUGCUUGGGAGCAACAUGACACAAUUGCUGGUGUGAUUUCCUCUGACUGUCUCUUCACACUGCAACGUUUUUUUCCUCUCCCCUCUUCCUUUGUCUUCUCUGGGAUGCUCACCCUCUGGGCUUCUGUGUUUCCUUAAUCUUUAGGCUUUUCAUUUGGUAGUUGCCAAGCAAAUUAGGAAGGAGUGCACUGCCGGGUGAGUUUUAGAGAUUGGAAUCUGCGUGUUGUCUUCUGCCUUGGUUUAGCAUUGCAACCCUGUUGCUUCUCAGAGCUCCUGAUCACCUCCUGAUUUGGACUGCUUUCCCCAGCCUCUCGCUGCUUGGGAGCACUGUGCACAUCACCUAUGCUGCCCUGGCGAAGCGCACAGACUCUCUCAGUUGGGCAAUCAUUGAGGAGAGUAUAAAAAGCUGUUUUCCUCCGUGUCUCCUACCUUCCCUUUCUUCCAAACUGAUGCAGUCCUGUUUCUGUGGGACUGGAGUGGUCUAUUAAAUGCCAAAACCAGGCUGGCUGCUCUGCCUUUGUCACUGUGCACUGCCUGUGUCCCGUGUCUUUGGGUGAUUUCCCCUGUUGGACAGUCUUUGGGAGUUUUUCUUUAACUGAGGGCUAUGUCCUGAAAUCUUGUUUCACUCUGCUUUCUCCUUCCCAUACUUCAGGCUCUCCUUCCACAGACAUGUAUGCACACUCUCCAAGUGGCAGAGUUACAGUAGGGUCUUAGCUUGAAACUAUGAGGCGGGCACGUUUUUAGAUUCAUACCUACAUUACGUGCGAGAUCUGGCACGACAGGCGUUUGCUGCGCAGUCCCCUGCCUGUCUCCUGCUCCAUCGACUGCAGUAACAUCUUUUUUUGAGUGUAAUUAGUCAGCAGUUGUGGCAAAGUGAGAGGGAAAGUAAAAAAGCUGCUAGCACGUUAGUGUGAGUCCUCCUCCUGAGGAAGAUGCUCAAUGAAGAGGGGAAAGAAGUGUGAGAUUUUCCCAGUUCGUUCUCACUUGUCGGUGGUGUUUAAAGCCAAAGCUGCCGCUCUGUGCGUGAUCCCAACUGUUAACCUUGCAGGGAAGAUUCAGGGAAUGCCUGUCGCUGUAGCUAUCUCAGCGGCUCAGGAGGCUGCUCGGAGGCUUGGAGUGUUGGAGGGCUCUGAUUCAGCACGCUUCGGAGCUGUCUGAGGGACAUUUGCUCUCCUUCCCAUGCUCUGGCCAGGAGCAUCGGUUAUCCAAAGGGAAAUCUUCCUGAACAGCCUUAAAACACAGUUGCCCUGCCCAGCAGCUUCACACAGCUUUGCGCUCUGAUGGGGUCUCACUUCUGUGCCGCACCUACGUGAGGAUGAUUGCUCUCCACACCGCAUAUUGCGAGGUCCUA
Molecule: messenger RNA, 4410 nt
Organism: Gymnogyps californianus (California condor)
Lineage: Eukaryota; Metazoa; Chordata; Aves; Accipitriformes; Cathartidae
Product: ovotransferrin-like
Exons: 22
Coding region: 12-2912 (966 amino acids)
Biological process (GO): antibacterial humoral response; iron ion transport
Cellular component (GO): recycling endosome; extracellular region; plasma membrane
Source: RefSeq, a predicted model, not a curated record